AUGGAUCUGAAAGUAGUCCAACUGAUGGUGCUAUCCAUUAUAACCCUUUCAACUGGAUAUAAGUAUGAACUUACCGUUUUGGAUGAGGAUGUAUUUAGUAGUUGUCCUGAUGCUCCUCCCGGCACUCUUGACAUAAGUGGCGUUAUGGAUCUAGCGGAGCUCUCAACUUCCAUGGAUGCCGACGGAAUAGCCGUAAGUGGUAACGUAACUUUGACGUGGGACAUUCAACCGAAGGAUCGCAUACAGGUGAUCGUAAGCCUUCUGUAUUUCGAAAGAGGCACCUGGACGCCCACAGUAUUUUCAAUUAAUUCAAGGGACUUCUGCAAGGAUAUGUACGACAAAAAUAAUUUCUGGUACAAAUUUUGGACGCAGUAUAUAUCAAAUGAUGUGAAGGAUAAAUGUUUAAAUGUUCCCGGGACCAAAAUGAUUCAUGAGCCAUUUUUGCUGAGUUUAACCGCCAACAUCAUUGGACUCCGAGAAGGACGCUACAAAGCCAACAUAAUGUUCAAAGCCUUCGAUUCCUCGGGAACCGAGCGGCCAACUCGCAUUUGCAUUGAGAUACAGGGCGAAGUAUUCAAAGUGUAA
Messenger RNA from Drosophila takahashii, 585 nucleotides. Lineage: Eukaryota; Metazoa; Arthropoda; Insecta; Diptera; Drosophilidae. The record is from RefSeq and is a predicted model, not a curated record.